Messenger RNA from Plasmodium malariae, 1257 nucleotides. RefSeq names its product conserved Plasmodium protein, unknown function. Lineage: Eukaryota; Apicomplexa; Aconoidasida; Haemosporida; Plasmodiidae. The record is from RefSeq and is a predicted model, not a curated record. Bases 1 to 1257 code for a protein of 418 amino acids. The transcript has a single exon.
AUGAUCUUAUCGCGCAUAUUCCUGUUAUCCCUCUUUUUUUUUCUAAAGAAUAUAAUAAAUUGUCAAUCCUUUUUACCAGUAUCUUAUGCAACUCAUCAGUUAUACUCAUUUGAUAAGGUAACCCCCCAUGAAAUAAAAAGGAAUUUAAAAAAUACUGUCGGUAAUUUCAUAGCUAGAAAAUUAAAAGACAUUAAAAGUAAAUUUAAUAGUUACAAAAAUUAUGUACAUGAUGGGGAUAUGGAUAAUGAUAACAACAAUAAUGGUUAUAAUAGUAAUAAUAAUGAUAUAACAAAGCACGAUUAUAAUGAAUCAUUAGGAGAAGAAGUAAAAUCGUUACUACAACAAGCAAGAAAUAAAAGAAAAUUAUCAAAAAAAAUAAAAGAAUCUUAUGAACGCGCAUUAAAAAAUUUACAAAAAAGGAAAAAUGAUAACAGUGGUGAUUACAAUGACAAUGAUGAAAAAACUAGUAAAAUUUUACAACAUAACCUAGAACAAAUAAAUUAUUUAAAUAAGAAAUCCAAUUAUUUAGAAAACAGAGCAGAAGAAUUAAAAAAGUAUUUAAAAAUUAGUACGAAUCAAAAUUAUGAACAAGUUAAUAAUUGUAAUAUUUCUAAAACAGGAAAAUUAAAAUUUGUGUCAUCAUCCAACGGUCUGAAACAUUCAAUUGAUAAUGUUGAGGGAAAAAUAAAUAAUAAUGGAUUUACUAUAUUUUACAAAAAAAAAAAAAAAAUUACUUAUAUAUGGAGUGUUUUAGAGUUACCUAUAAAACUAAUUGGAAAUGUUCAACAGUGUUUUUUAUUCGAAUAUAAAAAUAGCAAUCAAAUUUUUUGUGCUGAUAAUAGCUUGAAGAGUGCAUCUUGGAUCAACGCUUUAACCGAAGGAUCCCUUUGCUCAAAUUUUGGAAUAAAAGGAGUGUUAGUCAACAUAAACGAUAUUAAUAAUAAAUUAAUGAAAAUGAAAAAAAUAGAUGAAGAUAUGGUAACUGUUGAUAUAAAAUCCGAGGAUGAGGGGUCAACACAUGUCUUGGUUAAUGGCAAGGAACAAAAGGGAGAAGGAAAUAACAACGUGAUUAAUUUGAACAAUAUUAAGAAAAAAAUGGAAGAAGAGAAGAGGAGCAAAAAAAAAGAGGAAGAAAAAGAGGAAGAAAAAGAGGAAGAAAAAGAGGGUAGAGAUGAAGUGGCGGAAGAUGAAGAGACAGAAGACAAAUUGACGGAAGUGCAAAAAGAACAAGAUGACAACCUAAUAAAUGAUGAAUGA